Messenger RNA from Tachysurus fulvidraco (yellow catfish), 3098 nucleotides. RefSeq names its product cap methyltransferase 1 (gene cmtr1). The record is from RefSeq and is a predicted model, not a curated record. Gene Ontology annotation, biological process: 7-methylguanosine mRNA capping. The transcript has 23 exons. Gene Ontology annotation, molecular function: nucleic acid binding; methyltransferase cap1 activity. Bases 17 to 2530 code for a protein of 837 amino acids. Lineage: Eukaryota; Metazoa; Chordata; Actinopteri; Siluriformes; Bagridae. Gene Ontology annotation, cellular component: nucleus; cytoplasm.
GAGAUCACCUUCAGCCAUGAAGAAGAGGAGUCUCAAUGCAGCAAAAGAGGCACCGAAGUGGAAGAAGGCCAAAAGAGACGAGGCCAGCUCUGAUGAAGAUGAUGAAUCAUCACAGAGAACCACAAGCCACGAUUCCAGUCAGAGCGAGUCUCUCAGUGAUGCUGAAGAUCAGAGACCCAGUUUCUCCAAACCGUCAGCAUCCCAGAAUGCCUCAAGCAGCGAAGCUUCUCAGAGCGACACCAAAUUCUCCAUGUACAACAGCGUGUCCCAGAAGCUUAUGGCUAAAAUGGGAUUUAAAGAAGGUGAGGGUUUGGGAAAGUUUGGUCAGGGCAGAAAAGAGAUCGUGGAGGCGUCUACGCAGCGUGGGAGGAGAGGUCUCGGCCUCAUGUUGGAGGGAUUCAAGGGAGAUCUCAACGUCGACUGGAAGGACGAACCUGAGCCUAGUGCUUAUGAAGAAGUAUCCUGGUUCCCAGAGUGUACAACAGAAAUGCCAGACUCCGAUGAACUGAGAGACUGGAUGAUUAUAGGCAAGAGGAAAAUGACGAUCGACGACGAGACCGAGUUCUGUUCAGAGCAGCUGCUACACCUGCUGCUACGCUGCAAGAGUGUGUUUGAUGAUCUAGAGGGUGAAGAAAUGAGGCGAGCUCGUACACGGUCCAACCCGUACGAAACAAUACGAGGAGUUUUCUUCCUCAACAGAGCUGCGAUGAAGAUGGCGAACAUGGACCAUGUGUUUGACUAUAUGUUCACCAGUCCAAAAGACUCCCAAGGGAAGCCCCUGUUCCGUGACCGAGAGAGCGAGCUGCUUUAUUUCGGGGACGUGUGCGCCGGGCCUGGAGGAUUCUCCGAGUACGUUCUGUGGCGGAAACGUUGGCAUGCAAAAGGCUUCGGCAUGACUUUGAAAGGAGCCAACGAUUUUAAACUAGAGGACUUCUACUCGGCCCCCAGUGAACUCUUCGAACCGUACUAUGGUGAAGGCGGGAUUGAGGGUGAUGGUGACAUCACGCGGCCUGAGAACAUCAGCGCGUUUCGUAACUUCGUCCUGGAGAGCACAGAAAAGCGAGGCCUCCACUUCCUCAUGGCUGACGGCGGUUUCUCAGUGGAGGGGCAGGAGAACCUGCAGGAGAUCCUGAGCAAGCAGCUUCUCCUCUGUCAGAUCCUCACCGCUUUAUCCGUCGUCCGCACAGGAGGCCACUUUGUGUGUAAGACCUUCGACCUGUUCACACACUUCAGUGUGGGUCUGAUCUAUCUGCUGUAUCUCUGCUUCGAGAGAGUGUCGCUCUUCAAACCGCUUACCAGCAGACCUGCCAACUCCGAGAGGUACGUGGUGUGUAAGAAUCUGAAGCCAGGCUCUGAUGCAGUCAGGGAUUACCUGUUCAAGGUGAACCUGAAGCUCAAUCAUCUCCGGCAGUCGGACAGCGACGUCACAGACUUGGUGCCUCUGGAUAUCAUCAAAGGAGACACGGACUUCUACCAGUACAUGGUGGACUCCAACGAGCGUCAUAGUUCUGUACAGAUCAAAGCUCUUGCUAAAAUCCACGCCUAUGUGAGAGACACGACGCUGUCAGAGGCGAGGCAAGCCGAUAUCCGCAAGGAGUGUCUCAGACUAUGGGGGAUUCCUGAUCAAGUCAGAGUGGCACCUUCUUCCUUAGACCCCAAGGCCAAGUUCUAUGAGCUCAUAAAUGGCUCAGAGGUCGACAGCUUUAACUCUCGGCCCACACCCCUCAACCACAAAACUAUGGACAAACUGCAGCAUGUGUUGGACCACCGGUGCAUCGUUGGAGGAGGAGAACAGAUUUUUCUCCUGGCGCUCGGGAAAUCUCAGAUCUACACAUGGGAUGGUAAAUCUCCUGUGCGCUGGAGGAAGCUGGAGAACUUUAAACUGGAGCUGCCCAGAGACACGCUGCUGAGUGUGGAGAUUGUUCAGGAGCUGAAGGGGGAGGGUAAAGCCCAGCGUAGGAUCAACGCCGUUCAUGUUCUGGAUGCUCUGGUUCUCAAUGGCACUGAUGUUAGAGACCAGCACUUCAACCAGAGGAUUCAGAUGGCAGAGAAGUUUGUGAAAGCUGUGUCUAAACCCAGCCGGCCCGACAUGAACCCUAUACGAGUAAAGGAGGUGUAUCGGUUAGAGGAGAUGGACAAGAUCUUCGUCAGAUUGGAGAUGAAGGUGACGAAGAGCUCAGGCGGAAUGCCGCGCCUGUCCUACACGGGCCGAGACGAUCGUCACUUCCUACCCAGCGGCCUUUACAUCAUCAAAACAGUCAGAGAUCCGUGGACGAUGGCGUUCAGUAAGAGCUCCAUGAAGAAAUUCUUUUACAACAAACAGACGAAACAGUCCACCUACGUCAUGGAUCCAGGCGCUGUUGCACCUUUCGACGUAUGUCAUCAAGAAAGGUUAUUUUGGGCCUGGGAGGAAGGGGUCAGAGUUCACGACUCGCAGAACCGUGUCGAUCCUCAGAAACUCUCCAAGGACAACGUGCUGUCGUUUAUCCGCAAACACAGUCAUCAGUGGGAGAACCGCGACGGCGUGUGACGCCUCCCGUCACAAACAGAGGGCGCUGUUGUUUGCAGAAGAGGAAACGUAGCACUUGGACACAAGCCUUUCCUCCUGUGUUCAAAAUAAAACCCAGAGUUAAAGUAUAAUUUAUUUUACAGCCUGUAAACAUUAUACGUGUGAGGUAUCUACACAGAAUAUAGAUGGUUGCGGUGCUUAGGCUUGUUAAAUCAGAUCUACUAAUACACUUCUCAUUAUCCGGUGAUAGAGUGCAUGAGCAAUAGGACACUCCAUAUCCUCUUCUGUACGCUCGCUGUCGCCUUCCUUUCCCUUCGUGCCGAUUCGUCGGCUUGUAAAUGUUGCUCGAACGAGGCAAAGGUGUUUCAUGGGCUUCAUUCAGGCUCGUGAGGAAGCUUGAUAAUAAUGUUUAAAAAGUAAAUAAAUGAAAAUUUCUCCUGGACUAUUUUCCUUCUCUAUUAAACAACCCGGAUGUCAGCGUCCUCGACUCGGCUUGGCGGCGAGGACGAAAUCACAAGGUCGGCUUUUCCCGUCUGUUCUCUGUUCUGUAAAAGGGAUAUAAAUAAAAAUAAAACUAAACAGGCUGAAA